AUGGGUAGCUUUGAUUAUGACUGGGACAAAAUAUAGUAAUACACAGAAUUCAUUCAAGAGUAUAUUGUAUGUUGCGGAUUAUACGUAUCUCAAGGAAACGCGAAUAUUAACCCCCUCUUCUUCCCUUUAACAUAUUAGGAACGUCGAGAAUCUUCUUGUUGA
Tetrahymena thermophila SB210 is the source of this 162-nucleotide messenger RNA. RefSeq lists its product as hypothetical. NCBI's taxonomy places the organism in Eukaryota, Ciliophora, Oligohymenophorea, Hymenostomatida, Tetrahymenidae. The transcript has 2 exons. The record is from RefSeq and is a predicted model, not a curated record.